Grus americana (Whooping crane) is the source of this 10080-nucleotide messenger RNA. RefSeq names its product RAB11 family interacting protein 4 (gene RAB11FIP4). Gene Ontology annotation, biological process: endocytic recycling; regulation of cytokinesis. The record is from RefSeq and is a predicted model, not a curated record. Bases 266 to 2158 code for a protein of 630 amino acids. Gene Ontology annotation, cellular component: recycling endosome membrane; midbody; cleavage furrow. Lineage: Eukaryota; Metazoa; Chordata; Aves; Gruiformes; Gruidae. The transcript has 15 exons. Gene Ontology annotation, molecular function: calcium ion binding.
GGCGGCGGCCCCGCCCCUGCCGAACGCGGAUUCCCACCGCCCCCUCCCUCCCCAUCCUCCAGCUCUGCCCUAUUGUUCUCCCUUCCCUCGCUCCCUCCCUCCGCCCGGGGCUCGCGUCCUCCCUCCGCUCUCCUCCAUCCUUGCCUCCUCCUUCUCGCUGUCCCUCCCGCCCCGCUCCGCUCCCCGGAGCUGAUGUCACGCACCCGCUGAAGGCGCGGGCGAUCAUGGCUGCUGCGGCCGCGGCCGUGCCGCCAGCUUCCAGCUAAUGCCCGCGAUGGAGCCGGCGAGCCUGCUGCGGUUCCUGCGAAAGCUCAAGGAGGUUUUCGACGUGUGCGACGAGGAUGCGGACGGCUUCAUUCGGGUGGAGCACUUCGUCGCCCUGGGGCUGCAGUUCGGCCAAGGGGAUGAGGUGGAAAAACUGGCAAAGUAUUUGGACCCAAAUGAUUUGGGAAGAAUCAAUUUUAAGAACUUCUGUCAUGGAGUUUUUGCUAUCAAAGGCUGUGAAGAGUUACUAAAAGAUGUCCUGUCUCCUGAAAACUCUGAGCCUCGACACUAUGAGCCACAGUAUGUUGAUUACUAUUACCAGGGUGGUGAAAUCCAGGACUGUGCCUACUUGGACAGCGAAAGUGCCUACAGCGAGUCAGAGCUCUUCCCUGAUGACGACACGAUGACUCUAGCACAGCAAGAGGUUCACCAUGAGUCUGACAUGGACAGUGCUAUUGAGAGUGCCCAGAGCUCGGAGGCCUCUGAUGUGUGUCGGAGCGAGGAGAAGGACGGUGUGCUUGGUGGCCUGUUUCUGCCUGGUGACAAGUCAAGUCCUCACAACCCUUCUGCAGCAUCUGACCUCUCAACUUAUUCCACCGCCUCUCUGAUCAGUAAUGAAGAACAGUUUGAAGACUAUGGGGAAGGAGAUGAUGUGGAUUUUACUCCCAGUAGUCCAUGCCCUGAUGAUGAGACAAGAACCAACGCCUACUCUGACCUUGGCUCAUCUGUAUCUUCCAGUGCUGGUCAAACACCCCGAAAAAUGAGGCAUGUUUAUAACAGCGAGUUACUGGAUGUUUACUGCUCACAAUGCUGCAAAAAGAUAAAUCUACUCAACGAUUUGGAAGCCAGGCUGAAAAACUUGAAAGCAAACAGCCCUAACAGGAAAAUAUCGAGCACAGCUUUUGGAAGACAACUCUUCCACAACAGUAACUUCAGCAGCAGUAAUGGCAGCACAGAAGACCUGUUCAGAGACAGUAUAGACUCCUGUGAUAAUGAUAUAACUGAAAAGGUAACGUACCUAGAAAAAAAGGUGACAGAACUGGAGAAUGAUAGCCUGACAAAUGGUGACCUGAAGAGCAAACUGAAACAAGAGAACACGCAGCUAGUUCACAGAGUUCAUGAGCUAGAAGAGCUAUUGAAAGACCAAGAGACAUCAGCAGAACAGACUCUGGAAGAAGAGAUAAAGAGACAUCGAGAAGCAUAUAGCAAGUACGAAAAAGAGAAAGGCACCGAAAUUGAACUGCUCAAUACAAGGGUUCAGCAACUGGAAGAAGAAAAUGGUGAGCUGAAAAGCACUGUCACACGACUGAAAUCACAAACGGAGAGAUUAGAUGAGGAAAGGCAACGCAUGUCAGAUAGGUUGGAAGACACUAGUCUGCGACUGAAGGACGAGAUGGAUUUGUACAAGAGAAUGAUGGACAAGCUGCGGCAGAACAGACUGGAAUUUAACAAGGAGAGGGAAGCCACGCAGGAGCUUAUUGAAGACUUGCGGAAGGAACUGGAGCACUUGCAGCUGUACAAGUUGGAAUGUGAGCGUCCUGGACGUGGCAGAAGCUCUUCAUCCAGCGUGAGUGAAUUCAACGCCAAAACCAGAGAGGUGGAAAUGGAGCAUGAAAUAAAACGGCUGAAGCAGGAGAAUCAGAAACUUCGUGACCAAAAUGAUGAUCUUAAUGGACAGAUCCUAAGUCUUAGUCUUUAUGAAGCUAAAAAUCUCUUUGCAACACAAACAAAAGCCCAGUCACUGGCUGCUGAAAUUGAUUCAGCAUCAAGAGAUGAGCUCAUGGAAGCCCUUAAAGAACAGGAAGAGAUAAAUUACAGAUUGCGACAGUAUAUGGACAAGAUCAUUUUGGCAAUCCUAGACCACAACCCGUCUAUCUUGGAAAUAAAGAACUGAAGAGAAUAUAAGAAGGAAAAGCAGCAACUGCCUGAUACUUCUGCACAUGCUACUGGAUCUAAACAACACUCUGAUACUGUAAAUUAAUCUAUAAAUAUAUAUAUAUACACUACGUGUGAGUGUGGGUGCGCGGGUGUGUUUAUAUGAUGUUUGGUACACUGUUACUUGUCAUUGAAUUGGCUUGGUUAGACUUUUUCCAUGCACUUUCAAUAUCUGUGAUAAGAUGGACACUGUAUAUUAAUGUAAUAACAAUAUAACUGGAUCAUGCUGUUUUAGAUACUGGACAAAAUGACUCUACCUCUAGUUGUAAAGGUAAAAAAGACAAUGGAAACAUAUGGAUGUGGCCCUAACUUUAGGAGCAAGAAUUGUUCUUCUGUUCUUCCAGGAAUUUGGGUACCGCAAACCAAUUAACAUACCCAGGUUCAGUUCCUGACUGGUGCUGACUGUGUAAUUUCCUAUUUGAUUUAGUUUUAGUACUUAAACCACACACAGGAUAAAAAAACCAAACUUUUGGGAAAGGGAAGGACACAAAGUAAAAGGGAAGAAGAGGAAGAUAAUGCAGAAUUGUUGCUAUUUGUGAAAAAUCACCAUCCACUUGUUUGCCACUGUCAGCACAAAGUGCUUUUUAUGUAAGAUCACUUUGGAGCCUGCUUUGGGAUGCUCUGAGCCAGCCUGCUCUUUAGCGUGUGUGCGCAUGUGUGGUUUUUUUUAUGCCAGGGUCCCUGUGGCAUUGAGGCUAAGAAGCUCUUUGAAUCUGUUCCCCUAUUUUCAGGGGUUUAUCAUGGGCCAUUAAGAUGAAUUCUGGGAUCCUGCCCCUUCCCCGCACCCUUAAUUUUAAAGAUUUCACUGAAGGAAUACAUUCCAGUUCUUAGAGAAAAAAACAAAACAAAUGGAACAAACAAAAAGAAAAAUUGCAUGAAAUAGCUCACUUCAGGGGAGGAGGAGCAGCCCUUGAAAUUACGUGCUGAAUUGCUUUCUCACCCCAGAUACACUGCACUCCUUUGAGAUCGACAUUUUGUGGGCAAGCUGUGGAGAGGACCGGCUGGGUCCUAACACAGUGGUGGAGAGAAGUCCGAUGUGGAGUGACUUUUAUCUAUAGGGCAGUAAAGAGAAAAACAGCUUGGUCUCGCAGAAGUUGCCAAUCCAGACUGAGUACACACACACAUAUCAAAAUCUCUGAAAAGGGAGCACAUCCUGAUUUAGAUGAGCAGUUGUGCAGGUGCUUAACUUUAAAUGUGUACUGUGACUGCUCAUGGAAGUCAGUGGGACAGAACGUGAGCUUUAAAGUUGAGUGUAUGCUUAAACGCUGCCUUAAGUAGGGAUGGACUUCAACAUGUACCUGUGUUCUCCUGAGCUGGAUUUGUGUACUGUAGGGGUGGGACCUUUUUAAUAAUAUAGCUUAUAUAAGGAGUUUAUGGAAUUGUUUGGAUAGUUGUAUGCUCAAAAAAAAAAGUUAUUCCAUGCACUUUUUUAAAGUAAAAAAUUUCACACUUUUGAUUCAUACCAACUGGCACAAAAAACCAGGCCCAAGUCUCUGGCUUUCCCCAAUGCAUAGAGAUGUUUCCUCUGUUGAAUACACUCCCCAGAAGAAUGUUACAGUAGCAAUGACUGUGCUUGUCUGUGUAUUUCUUGCUGUUGGCAGUCUUGCCCCUAGUAUUCUCUUGAUGUAUCUUGGUGUGUGUAUAUGUGAUGCAUUUUUCCUGAAUUUGAAUACAUAAAACAUGUAUUCAGUUAUGGAUGUAAAUAUAUAUAUAUUUUUCUGCUAUCUCUGUGCUCCUGCCUUCGAUGGUGUGUUACUGGAGUGAUGGGAAGGGCGGGGAAGUACUGAAAUCAGGCUUUCUUGAAGGCAAGAAAAUAAAACCAGUUUGUUUCUAUGUAUCUGCGUUAGGCAGGUGUAAAGUAACUGGAAAGGGACCAGAGGAGUAACUGUGGGACACGACAUCCCAGCGCACAAAGAUGUCUGCAGGACUUAGCGCUUUGGCAGAAACGGUACAGUCUUGUUUAAACAGCGAUGUCUCAGGGCUGGUUUCCUGAAGCUCUAGGGUAGUCUGGAGGAAGGGAUUUAAAGACUACUCCUUUGCCACCUGAGUGUGGUGUAAAAUGUUCUGUGCUAAAUUGCAACAGCUUUUGUUUGUGGAGAAGUAGGUGGAACACCAUGGACACCACACACACGCCUUUCCCACCCGCUGCUGCUUCUGGAUGUGCCACCCAGAAGGUAGGAGAGGAACAGUUAAGCCAGCUUGGUGCUACGUACAUCUCCCUGCCUACAGGACUCUUCGCCUGCACUUUAGUAAUGGCAUUUCCCUCUGCGUGGUGCUGUUUGUGGGCAGUGCCAAGGACUUUGCUCUUUUUAUAGGCCGUAGAGAACUGUUUCAAGUUGUCAGGUGGCUGUUGCUAACCUGCUGUGACAAGCAGGGCUGGGUGUGCCAGCAGCCCUGCUACUGGAGCUAACUCUUGCUUGGUAAGUUACUCUUCUGUCCUGCUCUCAUGCAGUGGAUUUAAGUAAGAGUGAAGCUGUUGCAGGUCACAUUGGUGACUGAAUGUUUUCCCCUAAAUAUUUUGAGGUAAACAGGACUCAGCUUGAGAAUUUUAAUAAUCUAAAACCCAUUCCUGUCAGGGUCAAUCAUCGGCAAAUGUUGAGAGCUAUUUCACUGAAAACUAUGCUGAGCGCUUGGGAAGCAGAGUCUCUGACUUACUUCACUGAGACUACAGAGCCUGUGGAUGAGGUCAGAAGACAUAAUCAUAGAGAUAGCCAAGUUUUUGUGCAGGUAACUAUAUGUAAGAGGUGAAUAGUCACCAAUAGUGACAAAUAGUCACUAAAUCUGGCUGAAAUACUGAAAGUGGCCCUCUAGCCAGAGGUGCCCAGCCAUGGAUUUUCUAAAGACUUGCAGGUCGUCUUGUUUAGCUCUGUAUGCAGCUGGUUUAGCAUUUAGAAGCUGUUCCAUGCUCCAGUGCUUGCAUUUGAAGAGUUGUCUUACCACCACGUUGGUGGUGUUUGUAGCUUUGUUUAUUGCAUAAAGGAGUUCUGCUCCUGUGGCCCCUCAGCAUGGUACUUCUUAAUGUUAUUGUUCAAAUACGUAUCCAGACGCUUGCUAUGUUUGACAAAUAAUGUGAGCUGGAGGUGGGAGAGGCGUUUCACUGGCAGAUACUUUUUCCUCUAAGAUAUCCACCCCCAAAAUUACUAAUCAGCAAUUGUAUUUUUAGACUGAGUAACUACAGAUAAUAGACCAACUUGUCUUGCAAUCCAAGCCUUGGAGAACUCUUCUAUCCCAGAAAAGAGGUCAUUACAUUUUAUGACACACAGGUAAUUUGGUAAUAAGGGAUCACUUGAUGGGUCCCUGGGGCAGGGAGAUGAAUUACCUGAUACCGAUGUUGCAGAGAGUGCAUAUUUUGAUCAAGUGUCAGACAGACACAUUGGCAGAACAGACAGAGGAGAUGUGGGAGAUAAGGAGGCACCAGUUCCAGUGUCUAUUCUCUGAUAAAUUUCUUAUUUCUUCACUGUGGGCUUCCCUUUGUGCUCACAGGCUAGCUAGGGAAGUACAGUCUGCCUCUGUGUCAGUGGUACUGUUGGUGGAACAAUGGCUUCGCUUCCCUGGGUAAAUAACUUCAAACACAGAAAUGUAGUAUCAUUUCAUUCUAGCAAUACUGAAAUCCAGUAAACAUUUUUGUGUCAAAACUGUGCUUCUCAAACCUCGGGGAUGCAAACAUAAUCCAAGGUACUGUAUCUUGAUCUGCUUCUUAGUUCAUUCUACUGUAGAUUCUGAAAAGCUAAGUGAUAUUCUGGUCAAACCAGUCACAAACCACUGCAUGUAUUUUUUUUUAUACAGUGAAAAAAAUGACUUUCUUCUGGUGAGCAGCUGGCCUUCAUCAGGCUAAUCCUACACACAAGCGACUGUGUUAAAAAUACCUCUUUCAAAACCUGCACUUAAGAGUACCUGAAAUGUAGUCUCCCGAUUUUUCUGGUAUUGGCUGCUUCCCUCCAGAUACCAGUCUUCGGCUGUUGCCUAGUUCUGGUUUCAGAGUAUGAUGCUGAUUGAAAACUCUCUUGACAUCAAAAGAGUAUUUUUCAGCUUUUUUAAUAACUUCUAUUAAAGACUCAAGCUGUUUGAGAAUUUGUCAUGUUUUGAAGUGUAACAGUGACAAACUGUAACCAUCCCAUCUAUUUUUAAGGAGUUUUUAAUAUGCAAAUUUGUAGCAAGUCUCCAAAAAAAAAAAUAUACUUCCUGCCAACUUUCCUUCUAUGGUCUUGAGAGAAAUUCUGAUGUUUCUCAGCCAGCUCUGUAGGGAAUUGAACACAGCGUUAUUAACUCUGAAAGAUAUACGUAUCAACAAAUAUUUUGGUGUCUGAAUACACCAAAGCUCCGUUGACUUCAGUAGAACUGCAUUACUCUCCAGAGAGGAUCUUGGCCUACAGUAUGUAGGUUCCCUCGUCUGGUUAGUAAUUGAAGGCUUGGAAGGUAAUAUAUAAACAUACAUUGUGGCCUGCUACAUCAGGCACUGUUCAGCGGUCUCUGCAUCAUGGUGCUAGUGACAUGUGAUGAAUCUAAGCACUAGAAUUUACAAAUAAAUGAAUGCUUUUUUCCUCCUUCUGUAAUGGCAGUGAAUAUACAGUGGUUUUCUCUUAAAACAAAUACUGAAUGGUGUGGUCUGAGGGGUUUUUUCCAAGGAAGAAAGGAAGCAGCAGCUGAUCAAACACUUGCCAAAUCAGUGGCUUGGCUUAUAUUGACUUGAGUGAAAACUGACUCAAACUUUAACCGAGCAGUUCCUGGAUUGGUUCUGUGUAAGUAGCAAUGUUCAUGUUCUCAUUAUGUCAUCUGUUACUCAAGGAACGUUGUCAGGAAGGCAUAACAGGUGAUGGGACACAGCUGGAUAUAGUUCAACAGUUGCUGGCAUUUUGUUCCUUUGCGGCAUCCUCAGGGUUGUUUUCUCAGUAUUUUUCAAUCCAAAAUAUUGAUCUUAGGAGCAGUUUGCUGUUGGAGCAUGUGGUAUGUGUGGGUUUCUUAUUUAAUGAAACUCUGCACGUGCCUUUAGAGCUUGAUAAGAAGUGCAGUAAGUGUUUGGUCUGAAUCCUGUAAUCCUGCAUAAUGCACUGAGAGUUGCUCUGAUGUGCAAGAGAGUCAUUUCUUUGAGAUUCUUCCCCAAUACAUCUUCUGUUGACAUUUACGCUCUUGGUCUUGUCCCCAGCCACUGUGCCCACUGUCAGAGUGUCUGUGUGCCUUGGGGCAGCUGCUUUGAGCAGAUGCGAGGGACAAACAAAAUUCUUGGCUUCAGUAUGGCUUUAGCUACUGAGAUGAAGAAUUUUAGCCCUGUCUUUAUACCAGGCCAGUCCUGUCCAUGCCUUUUGUGUGGUCCUGAAGACAAGUUGUCCCAUCUACAUGACAAAAUGUUGUAGCUUAUUCUCAUGAUAUGCAAGCGCUUAGGGUGAGUAAGCCUGAAGUCCAUCCUGUCCAUCCUGGUAAGGCAGCACAGAGGUGUCCCCGUAAGUUUUGCCUUGAUUCUGUAUAGCUAUCCAAUUGCAUGCUGUACUUACACACUGUUUGCAAGGCACAGCCCUACUAGCUUAGCCUAGCAAACAUACCUUAUAGAUAAUGACAGCAGCCCAUUAAGAUAGAAACAUCUGCAACUGGGGUCACUGUACCAUUGUUUGUCACAGUGCAGAGCCAGCUGACAGUGCUACAUUGUGUUCCUUAAACUUUUUUAUUUAUUUUUAGCUUACUGGCUUAAGUCUUGAAGUCUUGUUCAACUGCAAGAGUAGUACCUAUUCAAACAUAUAAUUAGAGAUUACUUUUUAGUUGAACUUUAAACCUAAUAAAAACAUAUAUUAACAAACAUGGACUACUUUGGUAUAGUUUGGACACCUACCCCUAGAAUCUGUAUUUCUUUUUUACGUAGGUGGUGGUGGUGGUGCAAUUGUGACGUCUGAGCUGCGAGCUUUUGCAUCACCAUGCUUGGCAGAGUGAUGUUCACCUUGGCAAACCCCCGUAGAGCCCUUUGUGCCCUGGCGAAGGGUGCGGAGGUCAUUGUUCUGGCAGACACACCUUCAAUACACAGAUGGUAAGGGGUGCAGGAGGGCUGCGGUUACUCUUCCACCCAGACAGUUGGAGUAGUGAUCUUCUUACACUACCCAAGAUCAGCCCCAUAUUACUUAAUACCUUAUCCAUAGCUAAAUUAUUCUGGCUUUGGAGAAAGGAAGUCAGAACAGGAACCAAGAAUUUCAUGUCGUGAACACUUUAGUACACUACAGGGCAGUAAAUGUUGCACUGACAGUAUGUUUAAAUACUGAGAUAUUUUGAGAAUUACUGUAAAAUCAGUUGUGGGAGCCAUUUGUUUUGCUUUGUUGUACAGACUGUACUUACAUUUUUUGCAUGGUUACAUAUUUUAGUACUUGUGCCUUUUACUUCUCUGUUGUGAGGAUGCAUUUUAUUUUCACGUUUUAUCUCCUGGUUUGGGCACUUUUUAUAUAUGCUUUUUUCAUUUGAUCUUCAUCUCUGGUUUUCAUGUAAUGUACAUGUGUAUAUAUAAAAUAGAUCAGUUUGUAUUCAUGUGCCUCCGAGAUGUAAAAAAUAUUCAUUUUGUACAGGUUUUUUAGAAGCACUGGGUCAUGGUCUAAAUUACCUAGCAAAUGAAAUUUAACAUAACUAGCAGUUCUUUGUCAUCUUUUAGAAAUGUUGUUUCAGAUGGCUGGUCUCUUUUGUAAGGCAAUGUCACACACACACUCCCCAGAUCUAUUGUUCUGGUGUCGUUAUGAGACCAAUUCUAUCCACUUGUUGGUUUCAGCUAAUUCAAAAUAAUAAAAUACCUAACUAAAUGUUAUGAUCCUGACUUGGCAAUUAUAGUUUUUAUUGACACUAAAGCAAAUUUGCUUCUUUUUAUACUUGAAAUGGACAUCAGACCAAAAUCUCAUUUGAACACAUUGCCCAUUUCAGGUUAACUACAGUUCUGGGAUUAUUUUUGUGGGAGUAGGUAAGUGAUUUACUUUACCCAUUGAACUGGACAGAGAAAUAACAUUGCCAAUUCAUAGACCCUCCUCCUUAGAGAGGGUAAAAUGCUUUGGAUUACUACUUCUGUUCCCUCCCUGGCUUCUGGGGCAGCUUUUCUUAAGGAUGGACCCUGGGUCUCCAUGACUGGAGGUCUUCCUCUCACAGAUUUCAGAAAUUGGUUGUCCUGCUUUUCGCAUUUUGGCAACUGUGGAAUAAACUCCUUCCCUUGGUGUUUGUAGCACAGCACUCUCCGGCAGCAUUUGGGAAGCUCAAUAGAUGCGCUGUGAGACUGGGCCACCUGUAACUGGCAACCAGGGACCUCGUCCUGGAUGUGCCCUUCCCUGCCACCCACCUUCUUGAGCUGGUGCUUUCAUUUCUUGAGUGUUGACCCCCUCAUCUGGUGAGAAGCUUGAAUUGUUCCCUCUCUCGCACCUUGUGGUUUAUCAACACCCCACUCACCAGCCCCUGGGCACAGUGAGAUAAUAAAUUGUGGUAACUCACAAGAAAGAAAUCAUCAAUAUCCCCUAAAUUUCCCAAAGUAUGAAGCUUUGAUCUAUAAAAUAAAUGGAGCAGAUUUUUUUAACUGGAUUUGGCACCCACUUGGCAGAUUAUAAAGCUGCCUUAGAAGCAAGGAGUUGAUUUUAUGUUUUACUUCAAAACCUGCUUGUUAUGAAAAUGAGCGAAGUCCACUCGCACUGUUGUUACUAAAAAAACCUGAGAAAAGCAGCCAGCAAAAGUGGUGUAUGACUAUUUUUAAUCUCGUUCUGUAAUUUACAACACAAGUGAAGUGAUGUCAGUACUGUUGCAAUGUGCCAUUACACUAUUUUCUGUGUAUUUUCUUGAAAUACUUUCUGGGGACAAUAAAGCUGUCCUGGCUAAUGUGGGUCCUUUCAGGUAGCUGUAAUGUACAAUCAGAUAUGUAAAUAAAUUAUUUGCUUUCCC